This is a messenger RNA of Engraulis encrasicolus (European anchovy), 2018 nucleotides long. It is a transcript of the gene ing1, whose product is annotated as inhibitor of growth family, member 1. The record is from RefSeq and is a predicted model, not a curated record. Gene Ontology annotation, cellular component: nucleus. Bases 482 to 1447 code for a protein of 321 amino acids. Gene Ontology annotation, biological process: positive regulation of DNA-templated transcription. The transcript is spliced from 2 exons. Lineage: Eukaryota; Metazoa; Chordata; Actinopteri; Clupeiformes; Engraulidae.
CCCAAAUUAUAGCUGGCGCGAGGGGCGACAAUGUAAAGUAAACAUCUGUCAACGCUUGGAAAUAUAAGGUGAUGAAUAAUAGCAAAGACUCCACAGACUGCAUGUAGCGGCGCGCGGAUAAAUGAUGGCCUUGACUGUUAUCAGAUCAUAGCGCUUCUACCCUGGAGCCGAAAGAAUCCCCGUCGUCAAAUUAGGAUUGGUCACUGCAUUGCAUUUCAUGUUAGCUCUGUAAUGGGACGUAUGGCCCCACUGGCUUGCCGUAACUCGACACUAGGCUGGUAGAUGGCCAAGAGAAAACUCAUUGGAAAAGACAUUUGCGAUAUGAAGCACUGCUAACUGGUUAGCAAUUUAACAAACUGCAGCUAUCAACAUAGCCGGGUCAUUUGCAAGAAAGACAAGCUGUGUUUUCCGUACGACGUUUGGUCUGCCGUGCAGCUGUUCCCUCCGUUGCACUUGGGUCGAUACGUGAAACAGAAGCAAAAUGUUGAACCCCGCCAACGGGGAUCCAGUACACGUUGUAACAAGAUAUGUCGAAGAGUAUUUGGAUUUGGUGGAAUCGUUGCCCCUUGACUUACAAAGAUGCGUGUCUGUGAUGAGAGAAAUCGACGCAAAAUAUCAAGAGAUCCUGAGGGAGCUGGACGAGGCUUACGAGAAGCACCGGCAGGAGAACGACCCGGCCCAGAGGCGAAGGCUGCUGCACACCAUACAGCGUGCGCUGAUCCGCACCCAGGAGCUGGGUGACGAGAAGAUCCAGAUCGCGGGCCAGAUGGUGGAGCUGGUGGAGAACCGCUCGCGGCAGGUGGAGUGGCACGUGGAGGUGUUCCAGGCCUGCCAGGCCGGCUCGCCCGAGACGCCCACCCCCACGGGUUCCUCCUCCGCCUCGGCGUCCACCGCCUCCUCCAUCACCCCCGUCACCAUGACGCCCGUGGCCAUGACGUCCAAGCCCAGCGGCGGCAGCGUGGACAAGCGGCGUGACGACGCCACCCCCAGCUCCGUGGACAAGUCAGCUAGCGGGAAGCGCUCGCGGCGGCAGAAGAACGGCGGGGAGAACCGGGAGAAUGCCAACUACGGAGGGGUGGCGGAGCACCACGUGGAGGAGGUGGUGGUGGGCACGCCGAAAGAGAAGAGGGCCAAGACCACCUCGUCGUCCUCCUCGUCCAAGAAGAAGAAAAGGUCCAAGGCCAAGCAGGAGCGGGAGGUGUCACCCGCCGACCUGCCAAUCGACCCCAACGAGCCCACCUACUGCCUGUGCGAGCAGGUGUCCUACGGGGAGAUGAUCGGCUGCGAUAACGACGAAUGCCCCAUCGAGUGGUUCCACUUCUCCUGUGUGGGCCUGCACCACAAGCCCAAGGGGAAGUGGUACUGCCCCAAGUGCCGCGGCGAGAACGAAAAGACUAUGGACAAGGCCCUGGAGAGGUCCAAAAAGGAACGGGCUUACAACAGGUAGCUUGGCUUUCAAACCUGAAUGGAAAGCCUUUGACCUUGACCUUCUCCUGAUAGAACUGAACAUGAUUGCAUUUUUUUUUUUUUUUUAAUAUUUUUCUCACUCUGCCGUCCCAACAUUUUGUGUCACAAGAGAAAAAAAUAAUGUUUUGAGGUCUGAAUGUGAAUCUGAAUAUUUUUGUUCAGAUCCAAUACUGGAUGUGUUGCCAUCAUCAAAGGGCCACUUGCCCUCAAGUUAUAUGUUAAGUUUAUAUAAAAAAAUAAAAUGAAUAAAAGAAAUAUCUUGGUUAGAAUUACUACACACCACACCUUAUUUUCCUUUACUCUGUUGCUUGCUGUCUUUCUCUUACUUUCCUGUGGAACAUUUUUUGUGGUGGCUUUAAACAAAGGCUGCCCUAGGAAAUGGGCCCCCCUUCUAUAAUGGACCAGGUUGUCUCUGGAGGUUUCUCUGUCUUUGCUCAUGUUUGUACAAUCAUUUAUCCUUGCAUCUCUGCCUUGUGAUUCUCCUUGUACUUGUGUUUUGUUACUUCUUGACAAAUGCCAUGUUGGUGUGAGUAAAAUUUCAACCACUUCCA